Messenger RNA from Penicillium samsonianum, 993 nucleotides. RefSeq names its product Elongator subunit IKI1. The record is from RefSeq and is a predicted model, not a curated record. Gene Ontology annotation, biological process: tRNA wobble uridine modification. Gene Ontology annotation, cellular component: elongator holoenzyme complex; cytosol; nucleus. Gene Ontology annotation, molecular function: tRNA binding. Bases 1 to 993 code for a protein of 330 amino acids. The transcript has 3 exons. Lineage: Eukaryota; Fungi; Ascomycota; Eurotiomycetes; Eurotiales; Aspergillaceae.
AUGGCGCCUAUCAACCUUUCACACAGGCGGACGCACAAUUUGCUCUUGAUUUCGAAGCUCUUGAGCUUGCGCGACACUGCGUCGCCCCUCACACUUGUCUUGGAUUCUUUGGAGCAACCGGCUACGCCACUCCUGAAAGAAUACAUUAGACGUGCAAAGCUGUCCAAAGUCCAUGUCACGCUCAUCGCUUUUGAAACCCUGAAGCAACCCGAUGGAGUCGAUGCUUUUGUAUCAACACGCCGCAAGAGCCCGGCUGAUAUAGUUAAAGAAGUGAGCGCAGUUUAUCAGCCUGUUGCAGCCUCCAACCCCUCACGCAUUGAUCCUGGGUUCCAUCUGCCAUCAUUCCUUGGCUCGUUCAUUGCUCCCACGUCGCCAUCGUCCAAGGUUGAUGCGUCACUCGUGGUGACAUAUCAUCAAGAUGUCCCCGAACUUCCACGGCAAAGUCCCUACUCGCCACCACCUAUUUCUGAAUUGACAUACCUCGCGACGAGCAUUAUCACACUCCAUUCAUUCUCACACGUUCUAGCACAGAAGGCUGCUCGCGACCGCAGUCUAGCUCCUCCAGUCUUCGGCCUUGAGGAAGAGCAAGAAGGCGUUCUCCUCGGCCGAUUGGAUAGAUUGGCCGGUACUGGCAAAGCCGAGGGAAUUGUCAUUGAGCUGGAGCACAGGCGGAAGAGUGGCCGUGGUGUACUGGAGUGGUACCUUCUCCCGCCUGCGUCGCGGUAUUCGCCACAGUAUCUGAAAGAGAUUGUGACGUUGCUUGACGAUAAUGUUUUGUACAACCCUCCCAUGGAGCAAGAUCCAGGCGCCGGCGACGAGGAACCGACAUCGACCUUUGAGCUGGGUCUCACCGACCGACAGAGGCGCGAAAGAGAAGGUGUUGUGUUGCCGUACUUCGACGCACAGCAUAACGAUGGCCCAGGCGAAGGUGGCCGGAUUCUUUACGACAUGGGAGAAGAAGACGAUUUCGACGAAGAAGAGGAUGAGAUUUAG